Molecule: messenger RNA, 3990 nt
Organism: Pipistrellus kuhlii (Kuhl's pipistrelle)
Lineage: Eukaryota; Metazoa; Chordata; Mammalia; Chiroptera; Vespertilionidae
Gene: GRM4
Product: glutamate metabotropic receptor 4
Exons: 11
Coding region: 362-3100 (912 amino acids)
Biological process (GO): G protein-coupled glutamate receptor signaling pathway; regulation of synaptic transmission, glutamatergic
Cellular component (GO): membrane
Molecular function (GO): adenylate cyclase inhibiting G protein-coupled glutamate receptor activity
Source: RefSeq, a predicted model, not a curated record
GGCGGACCCCGCCGGCGCGGUUGGUAGGAGGGGAACAUCGGAGCGGUUUUCUCUUUGAUGCCAAGACACGCCGAGCUAGGAGCACCUCCUCUGUCCGGUCAUCCGCCGAGAGCAGGCCUGCAGGACGUGGGCACCGAGGCCAGAGCCCGGCCGCCCAGUGGCCGCUCCCCGCCGCCUGAGGGCACGGCCUGAACGGCGAGGAGCACCGGCAUGGCUCACCCCGUCGGCAGCCCUCAGCCGCCCCGCUGCUGAAGCCACCCCGGAGAGCCUGCUCCGCUCAUGCUCACCCAGGCUGGGGGGCCAGGGGCCGGCCAGGGCUAGGAGUGGGGCUGCUGUCCAUGGAUCUCUAGAGGUUCCCAAGAUGCCGGGGAAGAGAGGCUGGGGCUGGUGGUGGGCCCGGCUGCCCUUCUGCCUGCUCCUCAGCCUGUACGGCCCCUGGGUGCCUUCCUCGCUGGGGAAGCCCAAGGGCCACCCCCACAUGAACUCCAUCCGCAUCGACGGGGACAUCACCCUGGGGGGCCUGUUCCCGGUGCACGGCCGCGGCUCGGAGGGCAAGGCCUGCGGGGAGCUGAAGAAGGAGAAGGGCAUCCACCGGCUGGAGGCCAUGCUCUUCGCCCUGGACCGCAUCAACAACGACCCGGACCUGCUGCCCAACAUCACGCUGGGCGCCCGCAUCCUGGACACCUGCUCCCGGGACACCCACGCCCUGGAGCAGUCGCUGACCUUCGUGCAGGCGCUCAUCGAGAAGGACGGGACGGAGGUCCGCUGCGGCAGCGGCGGCCCUCCCAUCAUCACCAAGCCCGAGCGCGUGGUGGGGGUCAUCGGUGCUUCCGGGAGCUCCGUCUCCAUCAUGGUGGCCAACAUCCUCCGCCUGUUCAAGAUCCCCCAGAUCAGCUACGCCUCCACAGCCCCGGACCUGAGCGACAACAGCCGCUACGACUUCUUCUCCCGCGUGGUGCCCUCGGACACGUUCCAGGCCCAGGCCAUGGUGGACAUCGUCCGCGCCCUCAAGUGGAACUACGUGUCCACGCUGGCCUCGGAGGGCAGCUACGGCGAGAGUGGCGUGGAGGCCUUCAUCCAGAAGUCCCGGGAGGACGGCGGCGUCUGCAUCGCCCAGUCGGUGAAGAUUCCGCGGGAGCCCAAGCCCGGGGAGUUUGACAAGAUCAUCCGGCGCCUCCUGGAGACCUCCAACGCCAGGGGCGUCAUCAUCUUCGCCAACGAGGACGACAUCAGGCGUGUGCUGGAGGCAGCCCGGAAGGCCAACCAGACGGGACACUUCUUCUGGAUGGGCUCGGACAGCUGGGGCUCCAAGAUCGCCCCCGUGCUGCACCUGGAGGAGGUGGCCGAGGGCGCCGUCACCGUGCUCCCCAAGAGGGUGUCCGUGCGAGGCUUCGACCGCUACUUCUCCAGCCGCACGCUGGACAACAACCGGCGCAACAUCUGGUUUGCCGAGUUCUGGGAGGACAACUUCCACUGCAAGCUGAGCCGCCACGCGCUCAAGAAGGGCAGCCACGUCAAGAAGUGCACCAACCGCGAGCGCAUUGGGCAGGAUUCGGCGUACGAGCAGGAGGGGAAGGUGCAGUUUGUGAUCGACGCGGUGUACGCCAUGGGCCACGCGCUACACGCCAUGCACCGGGACCUGUGUCCGGGCCGCGUGGGGCUCUGCCCGCGCAUGGACCCUGUGGACGGCACCCAGCUGCUCAAGUACAUCCGCAGCGUCAACUUCUCAGGCAUCGCAGGGAACCCCGUGACCUUCAACGAGAACGGAGACGCGCCUGGCCGCUAUGACAUCUACCAGUACCAGCUGCGCAACGGCUCCGCUGCGUACAAGGUCAUCGGCUCCUGGACUGACCACCUGCACCUGCGAAUGGAGCGGAUGCUGUGGCCAGGGAGCGGGCAGCAGCUGCCCCGCUCCAUCUGCAGCCUGCCCUGCCAGCCCGGCGAGCGGAAGAAGACGGUGAAGGGCAUGCCCUGCUGCUGGCACUGCGAGCCCUGCACCGGGUACCAGUACCAGGUGGACCGCUACACCUGCAAGACCUGCCCCUACGACAUGCGGCCCACGGAGAACCGCACAGGCUGCCGGCCCAUCCCCAUCGUCAAGCUGGAGUGGGCCUCGCCCUGGGCCGUGCUGCCCCUCUUCCUGGCCGUGGUGGGCAUCGCCGCCACGCUCUUCGUGGUGGUCACCUUCAUGCGCUACAACGACACGCCCAUCGUCAAGGCCUCGGGCCGCGAGCUGAGCUACGUGCUGCUGGCGGGCAUCUUCCUGUGCUACGCCACCACCUUCCUCAUGAUCGCCGAGCCCGACCUGGGCACCUGCUCGCUGCGCCGCAUCUUCCUGGGGCUGGGCAUGAGCAUCAGCUACGCGGCCCUGCUCACCAAGACCAACCGCAUCUACCGCAUCUUCGAGCAGGGCAAGCGGUCGGUGAGCGCCCCGCGCUUCAUCAGCCCCGCCUCGCAGCUGGCCAUCACCUUCAGCCUCAUCUCGCUGCAGCUGCUGGGCAUCUGCGUGUGGUUCGUGGUGGACCCCUCCCACUCGGUGGUGGACUUCCAGGACCAGCGGACGCUGGACCCCCGCUUCGCCAGGGGCGUGCUCAAGUGCGACAUCUCGGACCUGUCGCUCAUCUGCCUGCUGGGCUACAGCAUGCUGCUCAUGGUCACGUGCACGGUGUACGCCAUCAAGACGCGCGGCGUGCCCGAGACCUUCAACGAGGCCAAGCCCAUCGGCUUCACCAUGUACACCACCUGCAUCGUCUGGCUGGCCUUCAUCCCCAUCUUCUUCGGCACCUCCCAGUCGGCGGACAAGCUGUACAUCCAGACGACCACGCUGACGGUGUCGGUGAGCCUGAGCGCCUCGGUGUCGCUGGGGAUGCUCUACAUGCCCAAGGUCUACAUCAUCCUCUUCCACCCGGAGCAGAACGUGCCCAAGCGCAAGCGCAGCCUCAAGGCCGUGGUCACCGCCGCCACCAUGUCCAACAAGUUCACGCAGAAGGCCGGCUUCCGGCCCAACGGCGAGGCCAAGUCCGAGCUCUGUGAGAACCUGGAGGCCCCCGUGCUGGCCACCAAACAGACCUACGUCACCUACACCAACCACGCAAUCUAGCGAGGCAGCCAGAGCCGAACCGGAGGAGGAGGAGCCGAGACCCUCGUGAUGGUGCGUCGAGCCGGGGCCACUCCCGGGGCCCAGCUGAUGUCCUGCCUGCCCGUGGACACCCGCGGAUGUGGCUUGGUGCUGAGGACACAGAGCCCCAGUGGUCGCUGCUGGGUGGCCUGGGCAAGCCGGGUGGGCGCCAGGAGGAGGAGCAGGGGCGGGCAGCUUCUGCCACUCCGAGAGCCUGCGUCUUGGCCCAGGGCCCCUCCUGGCCCCAAAUCACAGGGGCUCGGUUACGUGGGCCCCGUGCGGUCCCUCUGUCCCUGCCUGUCCCAUGGGCGACCUUCUGCGUCUGUCUCCAUCCUCUUUAUUUUCUCAUCUCUGCGUCUGUCUCCAUCUGUGCGCUCUGCUUCUCCGUCUCUUCCUCCGCCUCUGCGUCUCGCUCAUGAGCGCGUCUCCAGCUGUCUCCCGUUUCUCUCCUGUGCUCCUCCGGGUCUCUCCUCCCGUGCAUUUUUCUUGCCUGUCCCCCCCUCCUGCACUUAUGACCUGCCUCUGCUCUCGCCUCCCUGCCACCUUCUCUCAUCACUAAGUCUUCCAUGUCACAAAAGAGAAAAAAGGAAAAAAAAAAAUCAAAACACAAAAAAGCCAAACAAAACCCAGCCCCGAGUGUGUUGCAAAGUGCUGCGUCUCCUGGUGGCCUCUGUGUGUCCCGUGGCCCGCAGCCCGCCCGCCUGCCCCCGCGUCCGCUGCGUGGCCCGCCCGCCUGCCCGCCUGCCCCUCCUGCCGAUGACACGGAGUUCAGUGCCUGGGUGUCUGGUGAUGGUUCUUGAUGACAAUGUGUAGCGCAUGAUUGUUUUUUAUACCGAGAACAUUUCUAAUAAAAAUAAACACAUGGUUUUGCA